Iphiclides podalirius (scarce swallowtail) is the source of this 213-nucleotide messenger RNA. Lineage: Eukaryota; Metazoa; Arthropoda; Insecta; Lepidoptera; Papilionidae. The record is from the annotation of a GenBank genome assembly.
AUGUGGGUAUCAAGAGGCGCGGGGGGAGGGGGUGAUGCGCCGAUUUCUCCGAAUAAGAUUAAUAAAUGCAGGCGGGGCGGGGGACACCGCUCGGCUAAUGACACGCCGCUGCAGAUAUUUUUUAUCGCGAAUUUAAAACAUAAACUGGUUGCGGCGGUAGCUGUGAGCGUCCCGCCCGCGCCGCGCGCCUCCCCCACCGUCGCCCGCCACCCG